Molecule: messenger RNA, 4878 nt
Organism: Linum trigynum
Lineage: Eukaryota; Viridiplantae; Streptophyta; Magnoliopsida; Malpighiales; Linaceae
Source: the annotation of a GenBank genome assembly
CUUACCUUGUUACAAAUUUGAGCAUCUCCGCUAGCUCUUAAUAACACCUCAGCUAUUUGUUUGUUUUUAUCGUCAAGAGGAGUUAAGUGCCCUAAGGUGCAAGGACAAUGUAUAACACAGUCCUUGACAUAUAAACAAUCUUAUCCAUGAGUUGGCACAGUACUCUAGGUCAAUUGGCUAACAGGCUGCAAGGCAACUAAAAAUUCUAUCUAUGCCUCUAGUUCAAGUUCCAUCCCAAACCACACAAAUCCAAUCCCCUUUCCUUCUCUUCUCAAGGAACCACAUAUGUUUUGAGAUGGAGAGUUCACAAAGGGCUCAAUCAUCAUUUUCUUUUCCAUGACACACACACACACAUACAUACAUAAAUACCAUACCAUACAUACAUGUCAAUUGGAAAAAAACAAUAUGCCCCAGUACCAUUACCCACCAUUCAUUAAAUUCCAUCAAUAAAAGGGCCCAUCCUAACCUUCCUCCUUUAUUUAUCCUCAUCUCUAUCUCCUACUCUUUACAUCCACACAAUGCACCCGAACCGACAAAAAAAAGCAAACUAGAGGGUUUCUCCAAUGUGAAAUUUACAAAUUCCAUUAGAAAAGAAAGCUAAACCGCAAAAACAAACAAACCCCAGUUGGCACAGCAAACAUCCGAAGGCCAAAGCUUCCAAUUUCUUUCUUUCGACUUGACUCAGAGAAAUUCCAACAACAAAAAAUUUGCCAAGGAAAAGAAAACGGGGACUUUCUGAAGAAAAUUGAUUUUGAGAAACGAAAUCAGUAACUCCUUUGAUCACAUCACAAGGCACCCAUGCUAGAAACCCAAGAGAGAAGCAAUAAAGGAUUGGGAUGGAAGACCCACCACCAUUGUCAAUGCUAUUUCUGCUUGUGCUUUCUCACAUAUAAAUGAAUGAAUGAACAAUCCCCCAGACAGAUCAUAUGAAUGCAUAAAUGGAGUUGCAGGAAACUUACAACUCGCUCAAGUGGAGCAAAGGAGGUACUGAGUCGACUCAGAAUCACAAGGAACGAGUUGAAAACGAGCUGAGGCGGUGGUGGCCGAGUGGACUCGGGCGAGUGGUGUUGUUGCUGCCAUAAGUGGAAAGAGAGAGAUGGAGAAGACGAGCAGGGAAGGAAAUCCCACCUUGGUCGUUCAUCUGUUGCUAUUUAUAGUAAAAAAAUAUCAAAAUUAUUACAACUACUUCUGGAGAUAUUAAAUUUCUGUGCACUCUGCUGCCGCCACAUGUUUUUUUGUUGUUUGGAUUGUCAUUGGGAUUAAGGAGUUAUUACUGGAUGGCACUUGCAUAUUUCUAGUUUGGAACAAUAUAUGAUAAUCCGUUAUUAAGCUUUUUGUAUAAUCAUGAUUUUAAGAUUCAUAGACUUUGUAAUAAAAUCAAGAUUUAUCAUUUAUGCCUAUAAAAAAACAUAGAAACACAAGAUUCCAAAAUUAAAAUAGGAAUUUCCACUGUUCAACCCAUAGCUUCCUUCAUUUUUCCCUACACCAAAUUUACUUUACAGUUUACGGCCUUUAUUUGUUAAAGAUCGGAAUCAAUUUGGUAAUAACCCAAAAUUUGAUGGUAGAUUGGUAGUAUUUGUAAUUGACCCGUAAAGAAAUUAGAUCACAAAUUCACAAUUCACAAUUCACAAUUCACAAGUCUGUGCCAAAACCUCGCGCUGGCUAAACCCUAGCGUAUCUGUAUCUUUUCUGCAUAAGUCGUCUUCUUCUUCCUCCGUCGUUCCCCCUUCCCGAGUUGAGCUGCGUCGACUCACUGAACUCAGAAAAUGGCGGACACGGUGCAGUACCGCCUGGAGCGCAUGGUCGAGGAGCUCGAUGACCUAGAGCGUCGAGGACUGUUCACCCGCCGUGAGAUAGCGGAGAUUGUCAAGCAGAGGCGGAAGUUCGAGUACAGAUUGAAGCGCCCCAGUCCUCUAAAGCAGGACUAUUUGACCUACAUAGAUUACGAGACCCAGCUCGACACGCUUCGCCGCCUUCGCAAGAAAUCCGUGGCCAGGGACCUCGAUAAGAAGAAGGAUAACAAGAGGACGAAGCUCUCGGUCUCUGACUUCGCCGGAGUGUCGAGGAUUGUUGAGAUUUAUCGGCUCGCCGUGUUGAGAUACAAGGGGGAUGUCGACCUCUGGCUUCGUUAUUUGGAGUUCUGUAGGGAGCGGAGCAAUGGAAGAAUGAAGAAGGUCCUAGCUCAACUAAUUAGGUUUCAUCCAAAGGUUCCAGGAGUUUGGAUUUAUGCUGCGGCAUGGGAAUUUGACCAUAAUUUGAAUGUUGCAGCAGCUCGUGCCCUUAUGCAAAGUGGUUUGAGGGUGUGUCCGACUUCAGAGGAUCUCUGGGUGGAGUACCUCCGGAUGGAGCUCACAUACCUCAACAAGCUGAAAGCACGAAAGGUUGCUCUUGGAGAGGGCAGGGGAAGUCUGGUUCGUGAAGAUGGAGAUGCUGGUGAAAAAGAGUGGAGAGAGGAUAACCAAGAUUUAUUCUUGUCACUUGAUGAGGAAAGGAAAAAUGUUGAUGGAUCCAACACUGACAAUGAGGAGUCCGAUGAUAAAGUAGAUAUAUUUAAAGAGCAAGGUCAUAACAUUCUCCAGGCAGUUUAUAGUGGUGCAGUGGAAGCCUUGCCUUCAAGUUUUAGCCUUAGAGAGCGGUUACUCGAGAUAUUGGAAGCCACAGACUUGGCACAUUCAGAAGACAUGCGUGAAAGGAUCCUAAGUGAUAUGAAAAGAGACUUUUCAAAGGAUCCCAAAUACUGGGAAUGGCUUGCUAGACUUGAACUGAGACAUUCUCAAAGUAACCAGGGAAUAAGUGAUGAUCUCAUGCUGGAACAAUUACAGAAGGCAGUGAAGAUCUAUGAAGAGGCUUUAGAAGUUGUGCCUUCUUCUGUUAUGUUUGACCUGUACACAAAAUUUUUGAUGGAUGUUGUUGUCCCCAAAGAUGGAAAUACCCAGUUGUGUGUUUGUACAGAAGAUUGGAUUUCACGUCUUUUAACGGCAUAUGAGAAGGCCGAGCUAGUAGGGUGCAUGUCAGAGGAUCUAGCUUGCAGAUAUGCUUCAUUAUAUUUGCAAUUGGGAAGAUUUGAUGAAGCCCGAAAACUGGCAAGAGACCUUUGCAGUGGAGAUCUUGCAAAUUCAUCUAAGUUAUGGCUCUUAAGGGCCUCCAUGGAAAUUAGACAUUUCACAAGGGAUGCUCUUUCGCAAAGUAAGGCCAGCUUGGAUUCCAUUUUUGGUUUAAUUAGAGACGAGCUGGCUAAAGUGCCACUAUCAAAGUCGGAGGAACUUUGGCUCACGGCACUCAAGUUCUUUGCUCUUGAAAGGGAUUACUCUGAUAAGUUGGUUGAGAUGUCUAUUACUGCAGUAGCUAAAAGUGCCGGCAGUGAUUAUGGAUUCUCACUCUCUUCUGCAGUAGUAAACUUUAUCCUUCACAAAGAUGGGCUCCAGGAUGCUAGAAAGAUAUAUGAGAGAUUUCUUGCCCUUCCUCAUCCAGACCUUUCUUUGUACAGAAAGUGCAUUGAAUUGGAACAGAACCUCGCCUCUCUUGGUGACAAGCAAUGCCUUGUAAAUGCUCGGAAGUUGUACGAUUCUGCACUCUCAACUUACGACCAGGACUCGAGUUUGUGGCAAGAUUACUAUUCGAUGGAAAUUAAGAUGGGAACGUCAGAGACUGCAAAUGCUGUACAUUGGCGAGCAAAGAAGACGCUGGAAAACAAUGCUGCAGCUUUGAUAGCUUCUCCAGAUGUAUUAUGAUUUCCUGCAGUGCACACAUCAUGUUCCCUAAAAAUUUUGGCCUCCCAAACAUUUUUGUAUUAGUUGAGCAAUGAAAGUCGAAUGUUCGUAACUUAAGUGAGCAAAGUUAUCCGAACUUGUACAGUUUUCUAUCCGUGUUUCGAAAGCCUGCUAGGGUAAAGGAAAAAAGACCGUUGUUAUACGUUGAUUCUUUGGUGACAUUCUGAUUUGGCGCUUGGCAGCCAUUGUCGAUGGAUGAGUAUAGUUCCAGGACAGGUAAGUUCACUGAGAGGGGUCUUGUGUUUUUUCAUUGGAAUGCUGGUUGGAUGAAAGGUAAUGUGUUUCUCUAGGUUUUAGAUGAUGGAGAUGCGACUUUAGAUUGUGAAGAUGGAUAUAUAGGCUUACACCUAUAUGUUUCAACUUUCAGGUAACUGUAUCCAUCUAAUUGUUCAUAACAUAGAGAAUCGUCUCAUAGGUGCUGAGCGGGAUCGUUACCAGUCGAAAAUUGUCGGUGAAUGAUUCAAAAGUGUCCAAUGCUUAAAAGAUGGUUCUCAAUUCUCAUAUAGCAAAAUUGUUAUGGGACCAAUGUCUCAGUUGAAUUUUUAUUGUCUUGUAACUUGCAAGUUGAGAUGAUAACUUCGAUCUGACCUGUUUUACCCGAUCUUUUUGGUCUGUUUUGGAAUCGUAGGUGGGGCGAGGUGGGCAUGAGUACCUCUCGUUGACCCGACCUGUCCUGACCCGCCCCAUUCUCGACCCGUUCUUGCUUAAAUUAUAUGCAAUCUUAGUCAAAUUACUUGGAAUUUUCCUCAUAUUACCUCAUAUUUUAGCUAUAAUAAAGUUGUAAAUGAGUGAAAACCUCAAUUUCUCAAAUACAUUAACUACAUUUUUAUCAUAUUAUAGUUUAUUUCUUCAUCUUUUAAUGAAAAUAAUGACUAUUUUUAAAGUUUUUCACAUAAAUUACAUACACAUUGGGUCGACCUUCCCUGAUCCACAUCCCGUGAUAAAUUACCCGACCUAAACCCAACCCGCCACGGGACAAGUAUGAAUAUUGAGAUAUCCGGGCCGGACCUGCCCAUUAGGGGUGGCUAUACGGUUCGGUCUGGUUAAAUUGGACCAAAUUGAUCCGGUUCCAGGCCGGUCUUUUCGGAAAUAUAAGGACCAAAGAUUG